Molecule: messenger RNA, 4289 nt
Organism: Acanthopagrus latus (yellowfin seabream)
Lineage: Eukaryota; Metazoa; Chordata; Actinopteri; Spariformes; Sparidae
Gene: cep55l
Product: centrosomal protein 55 like
Exons: 13
Coding region: 352-1965 (537 amino acids)
Biological process (GO): regulation of phosphatidylinositol 3-kinase/protein kinase B signal transduction; mitotic cytokinesis
Source: RefSeq, a predicted model, not a curated record
AUCAGCGGUCGAAAUGAGGAAGAAGGAGGAAGUGGAAAAACAAGCGAGACGAGCGCAAGUGCGAGUCCGGCUUUUUGUGAACAGCCAGGAGUGAAUGUUAAUAGUUUGAAGUUAUUGUUGUUCGAGAAGAGGUCAAAGUCGUCCGGGAUGAUGUUGUGUCGCCAGAGGAUGAAGGAGGACGACUAAUUAAUGUGUUUGGAUGACUAUUCUCCGAGGAGCGCCGCACACACACACGCCGGUCUCCCUCGCUUGGUGUGAGAGGAAUACUAACGUACCAGAGGUGCAGGGGGACGGUGAGGUUCCCCUACCAGAUGGCAUGGAGAUUAUGAGGACAGCAGGCCAGCAUGUGUAAUGCAGCACAACCGGUGUGGAUGUCUGCUAACAUCUCCCACCAGCUCCCAUCGACGUGGGAUAUCAGAAGUCAAGGUUACUUCCUCAACCCCUGGCAAAGCAGCCAUGACGUCCAAAGGUGCAAAGGAGACCAUCGUCACCAGACUGGGUUUCAAGUCCAGCAGCUCCGGCUCCAAGGCCGAGGCAGAGCUGGACAAAGUCAGGAAGGAGAACGCUCACCUGAGGAAGAAGAUUGAUGAGCUGGCCAAACGGCAUGUCAAACCACCCGACUCUGACAAAAGCAAGCUCCUGGAGAGGAUUCUGUCCCUUGAGACGCUACGAGAGAGAAACAAUCAGCAGCUGCUUGUUAAAGAGCAGGAACUAGAAACACUGAGACAGCAGCUGACAGCCAGAGGAGGAGAGGUGGUAGCAUCGCUGCAGGCCCAGCUGGAACAGAGGAGGAGGGAGGCCGAGCAGAGAGACGUGUUGUUCCAGAACUUGUCACAGGAGACGCAGAACCUGAAAAACCAGCUGGUCACUGUUUCCAGCCGGUGUCAGACCUUGGAAACACAGGCAGUGAAUGGACAGGUUCCUCCUGCUGACUUGGCUUUGGUACAAGAUCAACUGAGAGAUGCUCUUGAGAAGAACCAGCAGUGGCUGACGUACGACCAGCAGCGAGAGGCCUACGUGCAGUCCGUCGUCGCCCGCUCCGUGGAGCUGGAGCAGCAGCUGGCCCAGGCCAAGCAGCAGCAAAUCAAACAAGAGACCACUUCAGAUGCUCCGGAUAAGGAUGCUCAGCUAAAGAGCCACUAUGACCAGCUGCUGAUGGGGGCGCAGAAAGACCUGGAGAGCCAAAAAGAUCAGGUCACCAGAACCCAACAGGAGCUCAGUGUGCAGAGGCAACAGACCUUGAACGCUCAGGCAGAGCUGCUGUCUCAGAAGGAGCAGGUCAGCAGGCUCCAGGAGGAGAUGUCGACGCUGCAGAGGAGCUACGACGACAAGUGCGGCGAGCUGACAUCCUUUCUGAGGAAGUACAAAGAGAAGGGCGAAGAGCUGGAGGAGGCCAAGAUGCAGCUGCAGGCAGAGCGAUUCAGCAACAGGCAUGAAGCCUGUGAGGAGAGAAAAGUGUCGUCCGAGCGGGCGGACAGGAUGAGAGCAGAACUGGAGAGUGUGGAAAUCAGGCUGGAGGAGGAGAGGAAGAGAUCUGCUGAGCUUCUGUUGCAGGUAAAUAUGCUGCAGAAGUCUCUUCUGAGACAAAACGAAGAACAGAGGAGAAUCACAGCGCUGGAGCAACAGCUCCAGCUCUCUGCCAAGGACUUUGAGAAUGAAAAGAUUGAUCGCCACAGCAUGCAGCACCAGUUACAUAAGGUGCUGAAGGAGCUCCGCAAGGCCCGAGAUCAGAUUGCUAAACUGGAGUCUGCUAAGCAGCCAAACACCCGUUUCUCCGAGCCCAGCUCCUACAACAGCCUGGAGUUCGAGCGUCUCACUAUCACCGACCCUCAUGGUCCCACGUCCCCCUCUAAAGUCACCAGCCUCCUGGAUGAGAGUUUCCUGGAGUGCCCAAAGUGCCGGGCGCCCUAUCCCACCAGCCGCCAUAGGGAGCUCCUCACGCACAUCGACUACUGCUUAGCCUAAACUAGAAGAGUGUCUCGAUCAGUGGUUCCCAACCAAAGUGUUUCUCUUUCUUUCUGUACUUUUCCAGGCUUCUUAAUUGUUUUCACAUAAAAAGGGAGAGAGAAAAAAAACUAUUUGGUUAACCUGGUCAUAUUGACAUGCACUGUGUGAUACUGGGAUAUGGGUCACACACACCACAAAGGUUGGGAACCACUGGAUUAGAUUGUGAGAUCCCAAGAAGAAAGUUAAAUGCAGCUUAUUUUAUAAUCUGAAAGCCACGACAAAGCAGUUUUAGACUAUUGAGUAUGUUCUGAUCAUUAAACAAUACAGAUUUCCACAAAACAGGUGAGUAAAAGAGAUUUUUCAGCUCAUCUGGAAGGCUUCCAAACAAUUAUUUUAUUUCUGAGAGCCGAUCAAAGCUUCAGCUGGCUGAGAUCUCCUGCAAGAUGAUUAGUUUGAAAUACUGCUCCUGCUGUCAUAAUGAUCACACAAUGCAAAUACUGUUUAUUUCAUCACGGUAAUGGGCUGUGGCGAAUCGUCGUUUUGUCUUCACUCCGAAAGAUAUUGAAAUUAUUGUUUUGCUUCAGAGCUCAUUUAAAGGAUAAAUUCACCAUAAAGGGAAAAUGUAGUCAUUAUCCUCUCACUCUCAUUGCGAUGGAAACGUCAGGUGAAGCUUUGUAUUACAUGAAACAUUUCUGGAGCUUCACAGCAAAACGGCGCUGUAGCGUUCUCCUGAACAGCUGAGGAAGAUGUGGGACUCGGUUUAGGGGAAGAAAGCUGUUUUGCUUUGAAGCUCCAGAAAUGUUUUGCUUACUACAAAACUUCAUCCAUCUUUCCACCAACAGGAUAUGAUUAGGUAAUGACUGAAUUUCAAUGUGGGCUGAACUCCUUAAAGAUCCAAACCAGCUGGCACAAUUUCAUUCUCAGAAGAUAGGCAAGUAGAAUUUUAUUGAACCUUUGUAUAUUAAUCGGAAUCAAGGGACAUUCUUAAAAUGCUGCAUAUUUUGUGUUCAGCCUAUUUUAUUUUAGUUUAACUGUUUAAUGCUAAGUGAGUAUGACAAUUUUUAAAAAUGAAUCUGCUCUGGUUCUUUUUGCCCAAAGAUUGAUCUGAUCAUGGAUUCAAAAAGGACUUAUUCGUUCUGUCUUCCUGCAUAAUUUUUAUUAGAUAAAUUGUCUUGUUGCAGUUUUUCUUCCGAUGAAGCUCUUUUGAGAAUUUAAACUGUUUUAUCUUUGUGUGCAUUUGAUGAAAUUAUUUAUUCUUGGGUCGCUGUCUUGUUUCCUUUUUGUUUUUAAAAUGAGCUACUGUCUUUUGAAUGAAAGCUUUUUAUUUCCCUUCACUGAAUGUAAGCAAUGAUAAUUAUGUAUUACUGUAAAUGUUGUUAUUGCAUCAUCAUGGGAGGUGCCUUUUUAUUGUAUUUUGUUUAAGUUUACAAACCUGCCUCAUAUGUUCCACACUGUUCCUCCACUCCAUUCUCUUUAGUAAUUGAUACCUUUGGUGGAUUUGUGUAACAUUGUCCUCAGCAUGUGUAAUAUUGAAGGCAUCUCUGCAUUGUUCUUACCCUUGCGGUAGUGAUUAUUUGAGGUGAAUGACAACACAGUAGGGGAGUAUGUGUAUCUUUCAGCUUUUUGUGUUCUUGACCACGAUAAUAGUCACCAUAAUUUUGUACAGAAUAUCUUACUAUGCAUCCAGGGUUUACCUGUUAAAUUUGUAGUGUUUCUGUACCAUUACAACCUAUAACAGUGUUUCUCUGUCUGGUGCUUUGCAAACAGCGGGACAAAUCAUGUGACUGCAACCAUGACCAAGAUCCUCCUCUAACCUUAACCACGUAGUUUGAUUUGCUGAGACUUAACCAAGCCAUACAUCCGGCUGGAGCUCAGUCGGUCACAUGGUGCCUGGUUUUCCGUGUAUUCUUCCCUGUUCAAGCUCCCUUCCAUCCCCACCUUGACUUUUCAAGCCUGCAGGCCUGUGAGUCUGCAAUGAGAUUGCAUCCGCUAAUUCCUUGUACUAAACUAUUUAAGGGAGGGGAUUAGUGAAAGUCCUGUUGGUCGAGGAAAGGGGUUAAGAUUGCUUUAUUCCUGCAGCCUCGGCAAUGUGACUAGAUAUACUUCAGACAGACAGACACUGCUAUACUGUCAUCUUUUUUAGAUAUUGUUUGGUUUUAAAAAGGGACUUAAAUUGAAUUCGAGCCGAGAAUCAUGUCAAUUUGACCGACUUUUGUCCAGUUUGCUGGGGUUUUUUAAAAAAGUUAUUUUGUUUUAUUUGAAUCAUUUGCUCCAAAGUUGUUUCUUCGUGCACUGAACUGUAUAAAAUGUGCAAUAAAGAUGUAAAUCUCCUUCCAACUCAA